Molecule: messenger RNA, 2955 nt
Organism: Spinacia oleracea (spinach)
Lineage: Eukaryota; Viridiplantae; Streptophyta; Magnoliopsida; Caryophyllales; Amaranthaceae
Exons: 5
Coding region: 380-2722 (780 amino acids)
Source: RefSeq, a predicted model, not a curated record
UCAUUGGGUUACAAAAUCACAACAUGUCCCUAUUUAUUUCUCACAACUUUUUUGCAAAAACCUUUCAUUUUCACCUUCAUUUUCAAAAUUUUCUCACAACAAUUUUACUAAUUUCCUCCUCCAACAAUCUCGGCACAAAUGCACAAUUUCUCAUGUCCAAAUUUCCCAACAUUUUCUGCUCAAACUUUGGUUGUUUACUAAUCAGAUACUGAAUCCACAAAUUUCCGUGUCCUUAAGUCACUACCUUUUACCUUUCUCUUUGCUUAUAAUGGAGAAAUUUCCACUCUUUUUUUGAAAUUAUGGGAAAAUUCAACUGUUUUUUCAUGGGUUUAAUCCCGAAAAUCCGGCCUUUCUCUUGCUGAAUUGUGCUUGAUAAAACAUGUUUGUUAGAAAUUCCAACUGGGGUUUUCUCUGGAGUUUAAUUGUUCAUGCUUUUGGGUUCAUUUUCCGGUACUUUUUGCGGUUUUUUGAUGUGAAAUCUGUGGGAAAUGUUUUAAUUUUGGAUGAUUUUGGUGCAAAAUCUGAUAUGGGUAUUGUCGAAAAUUGCGAGAAAAUGGGAUUUGAGCAAAUUAGUGAGGAGAUUGAGGUUCCCAAAUUGGAGUCUGAGGUGGGAAACGUUUGCAAUUCUAGCACAAGUAAGUAUCAGUUUAUUACUGGGAAUAGUGUUUGUGCAUAUAUAGAAGAGCCUCAAAUUAUGAACUUUACUGUCCAACAAAUGUUUGUGAUUUCCCAUGAUGAGUCACACUCUUCUCCCCUUAGGCAAGAAUCUCUUGAUAAAGAUGAUAGUUCUUUCGAUGUCGAUUUUCGUGGAUUUUCAGUCGAUUUUGAUGAUAACAUUAUUAGCCAUGAUUUAGGAGUUGUUAAUUUUUGUUCAUUUGAACAUGAUGAUUGUGGUGAGUUGAGUGAAGAAGAGGAGGAGGAGGUUGUGGAAAAGGGGGAAACAGAGUGUUCUGUUUUAAUACAGGGGAAAACAGAGGGCUCUGUUUGUGAUCUUAGUUAUGAAGAGCAAAAAUUAUUAAGUUUUGAUCAUGACGAAAUCAUUGAAAAAGAAGAGAUUGAUGUGGAGAAAAUGGACAAAAUUGUGGAAAAGAAUGAAAUUUUCGAUGAAAUUCGUCCAUCAGUAUCAGAUAGUGAUGAUUUUUGGGCUAGCAUUUACACUUAUGAUGGGUUUUUAGGUAGUAGCAAUGAGAAGUUUGAUUCUGAAUUUGAUGAUUUAUUGUUUGAUAAAAGUUCUAUCGAGGCAUUAGACCCUGCAACUCCAAUUGGUAUUGGUGAUAUAAGGGUGGAUUAUGAUCAAGAUAGUCCAAGUUCAACAGAUGAUUUUAAAAUUGAUCAUGCCAAUUCUGAAUUAUUAGAUGAUGUUGAUAUCGGAAUUGAGCAUGAAGGUGUCGAAUCUUCUUACAUUGAACUCGACCUUCAAUCAUAUUGUUCAAGUAACAAUGUUAAAGAGCAAGUGGCAAAGGAUGAUGAGUAUUCGGAUUCUGAGGAUGACGAGUUUGAUGAAGAAAGGUUGAACUUAAAUGACUUGAAAGAGUUGGAUGGUACAAAGAAUUGUGAGGUAGAUGAACAAAUGGGAACAGAUGUUCUAUUGGAACAAAAGGAAUUGAUCCGGCAAAUGAAAAAGGAAAUGAGACAAUUGAAGAUCAGUGGACUUCCCACUAUAUUAGAAGAAUCUGAGUCUCCUAGAGUGGAAGAAGAUUUGAGGCCAUUGAGGAUUGAUGAAAGAAUCGGGCAUAAAGAUCGAAUGGACGAAAUCCAAACCUUCUAUAGGAGGUACUUGGACAAGAUGAGGAAAUUGGACAUUUUGAGUCAACAAACAAUGUAUUCAAUUGGUCUUCUUCAGUUGAAAAACCAAGAUUUGGCCUUAAACAAAAAGGUAUCAGUUCCAGUAGUAAAGUCCCUUCUAGCUCAAAACUUUUGGUCAAACAAGCUAAGAAAGCAUGAUCCAGUUCAGAAGUUAAUUAGAGAUUUGCAAAGGGACUUGGAAUUGGUGUAUGUUGGUCAGCUUUGCUUAUCAUGGGAGAUGUUGAAAUGGCAACAUCAUAAAGCCGAAGAGUUGCAGGCUCAUGAUCCUGAUGGUUUCCGUCAGCAUAACCAAGUUGCCGGUGAAUAUCAGAAGUUUCAAGUGCUCUUGCAGAGGUUCACCGAGGAUGAGCCCUUUCAUCAAGGUCCCCGAGUUCAGCAUUUUGUCAAGAGCCGUUGUAGUCUUCCUUCUCUUCUUCAAGUUCCCCUUAUAAAAGAUGAUCCAAAGAGCGAAUGGAGAAGAAAUGGGGAGUGUGGAAUUUCAGUGAAAAUGUUGAAGGAUACAAUUGGGACAUCAAUGAACGUGUUUUGGGAUUUUCUACAUGCUGAUAAAGAUGAAGUCUGUGCUAGUGCUAUAACUCUGAUGGGAAUUCACGGAGUUCAGGUCAUUCUGCAAGAUCCUUCAGACGCAGACUUGCUAACAGAAAUCCGGUCUAGUCUCCAAAAGAAAGAGAAGAGGCUGAAAGACCUAGUAAGAAGUGGUAAUUGCUUAGUGAAGAAGUUCAAGAAGCAUCAAGAUCAGAGACUAAGCCAUGAAACACUCGUAGCACAGGUAGAACUCCGGCUGGUGUCAAGGGUGUUGAGUAUGCCGAAAUUGAGUAGUGAUCAACUGUUAUGGUGCCAUAAGAAAUUGAACAAGAUUGAUAUCAUUGGUAGGAAGAUUUACCUAGAACACUCAUUUUUACUCUUCCCUUGCUAAAUUAAUUGUCGUUUUGGAUGAUCUGUAAACAGUAGGAGUAAUACUAAUAUAACAGCUUUACCUGAUGCAAAGAAUAGGGAUUACAGCAGUGUACAAAAAAUAAUAUCAUGGACCAAGGAUGUAUUAUGUGUUCCUUGGGUUUAAUUUUACUGCUUAGAUAAUUAGGGGAAUGAAUUUUGUAUCAUGUAUAAUAAUUAUAGGGAAACUAAGUAACCAAAGAUGACCUUGCUGUA